CGUGGUACCAGCAGAGAAAAAACAAGGAGGAUGCUGCCGCUCAGAGCAAGCCCUGAAUCYCAACCCAACUGAUGCAACCCCUGGCACUUUAAAGAUGCGUGCAAGCAAGGAAGAAGAACUGGAAAAUGACCCAUUAAGGAAAUGUUCCAUUUUGCAGGUUCAGUGGCAAAUAUGAACAUUUGUCAACAUUUGACAAGAACUCCUUGGGACACCAUGAAUUUGCUGCAAUCUGGACCACAGAGCAUUUGCAAUAGCACUUUUAAAUUCUAAUUUAAUUUAAAUUAAAAAUUAUAAGAGUCAUCCGGAUUAACUGCAGUCAUGGCUAGCAAAAGAAAAUCCACGACUCCCUGCAUGAUACCAGUAAAAACGCUGGUGCUUCAGGAGCCCGAACUGGAUGCUGUARAAAAUGAUCAUAAAGGAACUCAACAGGACGUUCCUCCUGAAGUGCCUGCACCUAGUGAUGCUGGUGCAAGCAACACUAGUAACAGAGCGUUAUCUAACGGGCACCGUGGUAUUGCUGAUGGCGACACUUACGUGUGCAAGGACUGUAACUUUGGAUCUCAAGAUGUUCACUCUUUCAUUGGGCACCUGGACUCUGAGCACUUAGAUUUUAGCCAAGAUCCGGUGUUUGCGUGCGUUGCGUGCAGCUUUCUGGCAAAAAGCCAUGAGGGGCUCUCGCACCACAACGCAGAGGCCCAUGCUGGCGAGACCAGCUUCACGUGGAGCGUGGCCAAGAAGGAUAAUCAAACCACCGUGGAGCAGAGUCUCUGCGAGGCCGCCGGCAGCCACGAGCCUCCCGCGGAGCUCCCCGAGGAAGCGGCAGACGGUCAGUCCGAAAUUAUCAUCACCAAAACCCCCAUCAUGAAGAUAAUGAAAGGCAAACCCGAGGCCAAGAAAAUCCACACGCUCAAAGAGAACCUACCGAGUCAGCCGAGCGGCGAGUUGGAGGCGAAAGACGCAGAGCAUUCGUUCCCCAACGGGUCCGUCCCGGCGAGCCAGCCCCCCGCGAGCUCAACCAAGUCGUCCCACGUGGCCAACGGCUCCCUCAUAGGAAACGUGCCCAUUUUGCAGGCGGGUGUUGCCCACCUCGUUUCCCUGCCGCAGCAGCCACCACUGCACCAGCAGCUGCCCACGUCCAAAUCCCUUCCCAAGGUGAUGAUUCCCUUGAGCAGCAUCCCAACGUACAACGCGGCCAUGGACUCUAACAGCUUCCUGAAAAACUCCUUCCACAAGUUCCCUUACCCCACCAAAGCCGAGCUCUGCUACUUGACAGUGGUGACAAAAUACCCAGAGGAGCAGCUGAAGAUCUGGUUCACRGCGCAGAGGUUGAAGCAAGGCAUCAGCUGGUCCCCAGAAGAGAUAGAAGACGCCAGGAAAAAGAUGUUUAACACGGUUAUCCAGUCCGUGCCCCAACCCACAAUCACGGUUUUGAACACACCGCUAGUUGCAAACCCCGGCAAUGUCCCACACCUCAUUCAGGCCACUUUGCCCGGCCACGUGGUCGGGCAGCCCGAAGGAACGGGGGGCCUGCUCGUUACACAGCCCGUGGUGACCAACGGGUUGAAAGGAAGCGGCUCCUCCUUCACGCUAGCGGUGACCUCGGCUGCCAAGGCCCAGCCCGCGGCGCCGCACGGCACCGUGAGCUCCGGUAACGCGUCCACGGUGAAGGUGGUCAACAGCGCCCAGGCCCUGCUCACCGCGUGUCCGGCCAUAUCCUCGCAGGCCUUCCUGGACCCCAACGUGUACAAGAACAAGAAGUCCCAUGAGCAGCUGUCCGCACUGAAAGGCAGCUUCUACAGAAACCAGUUCCCUGGGCAGGCCGAGGUCGAGCGGCUGUCAAAAAUCACCGGCCUUUCCGUGAAGGAGAUUCGGAAGUGGUUUAGCGACAGGAGGUACCAUUACAGGAACGUGAAGGGCGGCCGAGGCGCGUUUGCCGGGGAUCCCCUGGAUUCCCUGCCCGAGAUGCCCUUUGAUGUGCCCCCCAAGGGUGCCGAGCUAGCGUCCACCACGGCAGCAACGCCCGUCACACAUCACCAAACGAGGCGACAAGCCUGGCAUCAGACGCCUGACUUCACGCCCACCAAGUACAAGGAGCGAGCGCCCGAGCAGCUGAAGGCUCUGGAGAGCAGUUUUGCACAGAACCCUCUUCCUCCAGAUGAGGAGGUCAAUCGCCUGCGSGGUGAGACCAAAAUGACACGCCGAGAAAUCGAUAGCUGGUUCUCUGAAAGGAGGAAAAAACAAGUGGCRGAAGAAAACAAGAAGGUGGAGGAAGCAGUUCAGCAGGAGGAGGAAGAGGCUGAAAAUGGCUGCGGGGAGGAAGACUCUUCCGAUGACCUGAGGGCCUCAAGUGAGAACGGCUCCGGGGAUGCCUCUAGCAACAACCCAAAUUCAGAGGAGCGCAAAGUGAGUCCCAUCAAAAUCAACCUGAAGAACCUCCGAGUGACUGAGGCCAACGGCAAGGGCGAAGUCCCGGGGAUCAGCGCAAGCGAGAAGGGGGACGGCAGCCCCAGCCGGCCCCCGACCCCCCCAAAAACCAAGCUGAACUUCAAGAAGACCGCCCAGCAGCGGCACUUGCUCAAACAAAUGUUCGUGCAGACGCAGCGGCCGACCAACCAGGAGUACGACGCUAUCGUGUCGCAGACGGGCCUGCCGCGGGCGGAGGUGAUCCGCUGGUUCGGAGACAGCCGCUAUGGCUACAAGAACGGGCAGCUGAAGUGGUACGAGAACUACCGGCGGGGGAUUUUCCCCCCGGGCGUGGUGGAAGUCAGCGCCGCCGGCAGGGAGGUCUUGGAGGACUAUUUCAGGCAGCACAAGGCGCUGCGGGAGGACGACCUGGCGGGGCUGUGUGAGCGCGCGCAGCUCGGCGCCCCGCACGUGCGGCUCUGGCUGGCGGCGCGGGCCGACGAGGAGGCCCGCGGCUCGAGCGAGGCGGGCGGCGAGGAUGGGCAGCCCGGCACGGGCGACCAAGCGGGGAGCCAGAACGGGCCG
Molecule: messenger RNA, 2988 nt
Organism: Nothoprocta perdicaria
Lineage: Eukaryota; Metazoa; Chordata; Aves; Tinamiformes; Tinamidae
Gene: ZHX3
Product: zinc fingers and homeoboxes 3
Exons: 3
Biological process (GO): regulation of transcription by RNA polymerase II
Cellular component (GO): nucleus
Molecular function (GO): DNA-binding transcription factor activity, RNA polymerase II-specific; DNA binding
Source: RefSeq, a predicted model, not a curated record